Labrus bergylta (ballan wrasse) is the source of this 1527-nucleotide messenger RNA. Lineage: Eukaryota; Metazoa; Chordata; Actinopteri; Labriformes; Labridae. The record is from RefSeq and is a predicted model, not a curated record.
AUUUUUACUCAUACAUUUUGAUAUAGUUAACCCAAAUACUCAUCAUAAUGAUGUUCAGUCAUAUUUUUUAAACAAUAAUUCCUUUAUAUUACUGUUACAUUUACUAAGCCCUUGAAAUAUUUUUGAGAGCGAACCAAAGCUUAACCCAACCCAAACCAAAAAUGAUGAACAGGUGAAGCAGGCUCAUCCAGACAACUUCUCACUGAGCUUAAAAAAAUGACGACACGUAGGAGGCUGUCUAAAACAUUGGAACAUUUGAGUUCUGGGGAGCUUGAGGAUUUCUGCCUACAUGUUGAUUUGGAGAAAGGUGUCCCCCUCCUCUCAGAACUCGAUCUAAAAUCAAUAUGCCCAGAGAAAAUAGAGGAGCUGAUGGUGAAGAGAUACAGCAAGGAGGAGUGUGUGAAGUUGACCAGAAAUAUCUUAAAGAAGAUGAACAAGACUGAUCUCGUGAAGAGAUUGCUUGGCGACAGACGGGAGUCCGAAAAAGAACACUCUAUGGAGAACACUCUAUCACUGACCCAGAGGGUGGAAAAGAUGACAUCUGUUAUAGAACUGCUUGUGGAAAUUAUGGCUUGCCUAACAGAAAACCAGUAUGAGGAAUUCAAGCAGUUGAUCAGAAAUGAAGGCUACAAAACAUGUAUAUCAUACAUCCCUCGUUUGCUGUGGCAGACAAACCAUCAGGACACUGCGUGUGUUACAGUUUUGACUUUUGGUCAAAACUCUGUUGUGAAGACGAUGAAGAUUUUAAAGAAGAUGAACAGAACUGAUCUGGUGCAGAAGUUGUUGGAGACCAGCUCAAGUUUCAAAAAGAAACGCUCAGAUGAACCACGCUCUGUCCUGUUGGAGAAAGCAGCAACAAUGGCAGCUGUUAAAGAGCUGCUUUUGGAAAUCCUGCAUUCUUUAAAUGACGGGGAGUUCAGGAAAUUCAUGAAGUUUCUGCAGUUGGCCUUUCAAAAGGACUUCAAAGACAGCCCACGUCUUUUGAGAUACCAAUACGACCGUACAGAAAUAUUGGAUGUGAUGGUGCAGACCUACGGGCGACAGUCUGUGGAUGAGACCAGAAAGAUUUUAAAGAAGUUGCACAGAGUUGAUCUCAUGCAGAUGUUUUCAGAGACUAGCUCAGAACCCAAAGUGGAUGAGCAUCAACCUUCAGUCUUUGAAAAAACGGUAAAGGAAGAUGUGGAACAUGUUCUUUCGGAAACAUUGAGUGGUUUGAAACUUGAGGAGUUUGAGAAAUUUAAGUGGGUGCUGCAGCUCACAUACUUCCAGAGGAGUUUUACACAAAUCCAGUGGCACGACAUGAAGUCGGCAACAACUCCAGAUAAACUGGUGCAUCUGAUGGUGAGGAACCAGCAGCCUGUGGAGGUGACCAAAGAGGUUUUAUUGGACAUGAACAGGACUGAUCUAGUUGAGAGGCUGAUGGGGACAGACUCAGGACUUCAAGAGAAACAUCAGCCUGAACUGCCUCAUCAAGUGAGUAAAGUAAAAUCAGAAACACAUUAAACAACAAGGUUUCCAUUUAUUUCA